Oncorhynchus keta (chum salmon) is the source of this 1431-nucleotide messenger RNA. RefSeq lists its product as uncharacterized. The transcript is spliced from 2 exons. The record is from RefSeq and is a predicted model, not a curated record. NCBI's taxonomy places the organism in Eukaryota, Metazoa, Chordata, Actinopteri, Salmoniformes, Salmonidae. Bases 1 to 1431 code for a protein of 476 amino acids.
AUGGUACAGAUUAUGGGAGACAUAAACACAGCCAGGCCUCCCCGCCAGUUCAACCCACCAUUCCAUCUCCACGCCUCCCUGCCUGAGAGCAGGCAGUUCAACCCACCAUUCCAUCUCCACGCCUCGCUGCCUGAGAGCAGGCAGUUCAUCCCACCAUUCCAUCUCCACGCCUCCCUGCCUGAGAGCAGGCAGUUCAACCCACCAUUCCAUCUCCACGCCUCCCUGCCUGAGAGCAGGCAGUUCAACCCACCAUUCCAUCUCCACGCCCCUCCCAUGCCUGAGAGCAGGCAGUUCAACCCACCAUUCCAUCUCCACGCCUCCCUGCCUGAGAGCAGGCAGUUCAACCCACCAUUCCAUCUCCACGCCUCCCUGCCUGAGAGCAGGCAGUUCAACCCACCAUUCCAUCUCCACUCCUCCCUGCCUGAGAGCAGGCAGUUCAACCCACCAUUCCAUCUCCACGCCUCCCUGCCUGAGAGCAGGCAGUUCAACCCACCAUUCCAUCUCCACGCCUCCCUGCCUGAGAGCAGGCAGUUCAACCCACCAUUCCAUCUCCACGCCUCCCUGCCUGAGAGCAGGCAGUUCAACCCACCAUUCCAUCUCCACGCCUCCCUGCCUGAGAGCAGGCAGUUCAACCCACCAUUCCAUCUCCACGCCUCCCUGCCUGAGAGCAGGCAGUUCAACCCACCAUUCCAUCUCCACGCCUCCCUGCCUGAGAGCAGGCAGUUCAACCCACCAUUCCAUCUCCACGCCUCCCUGCCUGAGAGCAGGCAGUUCAACCCACCAUUCCAUCUCCACGCCUCCCUGCCUGAGAGCAGGCAGUUCAACCCACCAUUCCAUCUCCACUCCUCCCUGCCUGAGAGCAGGCAGUUCAACCCACCAUUCCAUCUCCACGCCUCCCUGCCUGAGAGCAGGCAGUUCAACCCACCAUUCCAUCUCCACGCCUCCCUGCCUGAGAGCAGGCAGUUCAACCCACCAUCCAUCUCCACGCCCCUGCCUGAGAGCAGGCAGUUCAACCCACCAUUCCAUCUCCACGCCUCCCUGCCUGAGAGCAGGCAGUUCAACCCACCAUUCCAUCUCCACGCCUCCCUGCCUGAGAGCAGGCAGUUCAACCCACCAUUCCAUCUCCACGCCUCCCUGCCUGAGAGCAGGCAGUUCAACCCACCAUUCCAUCUCCACUCCUCCCUGCCUGAGAGCAGGCAGUUCAACCCACCAUUCCAUCUCCACGCCUCCCUGCCUGAGAGCAGGCAGUUCAACCCACCAUUCCAUCUCCACUCCUCCCUGCCUGAGAGCAGGCAGUUCAACCCACCAUUCCAUCUCCACGCCUCCCUGCCUGAGAGCAGGCAGUUCAACCCACCAUUCCAUCUCCACGCCUCCCUGCCUGAGAGCAGGCAGUUCAACCCACCAUUCCAUCUCCUCUCCUCCCAUGCCUGA